AUGUAUGUUCAUACCAAUGUGCAUUAGACCGUGGACUCCAUAGAUAGACCUGGAUGUAGUGACAGCACGCGUGACUCAAACACUCUCUAUAAAUUUGCUAUUAUCAUCAUGUGAAUGUAAACUUAAUAGCCGUUGGCAAUAUCUUGGUAUAUAUAUAAAAUUUAAGUUCAGCAUUGGGCAGGUCUCUAUUUUGAUUUGACGGACAAAGACGCAGUCGUAUUGCUGUAGAAACAAUAUGUGGAUUGCAGUAAUAGCAGGUGCUUGUAUCAUACUUAUCAUCACUAUACUGUUUUUACUGAGAGCUACAACCAACGGGACCUCGCUUCCUUUAUUCAGGGGACUCAGGAUGAGACGCUGGGUGGAACCCCGUGACACUGUGACAUGUCAAAGAAUCGUGGAUGACAUGAGGCGUGUGUGUGUAGAGUCAGUGGGUUCAGUCCCCACACACCCCAUGUUACACGGAGAUAUGGAGGCCUUGGGGAAGAGGAUUGUUAUGAUUAUCUAUCACCAAGAGAAACCAGUCAUGUUUAAUGCAAUUUUGAAGGUUGACGGCAUUGUAGGCUACGACGUCCCUAUUUUCUACGUUGGUUUGGUGAUGGUCGUAAAUCAGAUGAAACGAAAAGGUCUUCAGAAAAUCACUAUACUCAACGUUUUGUUACUUUUUCUCAACUAUCGCAUUACUACAUUUGACCUCACGGAUGCUGGUCGCUCUGCUAGUGGUCUCCGCCUAGCUAACGACUAUCUGGACAACCCAUACCCGAACUACAGGAAACCUGAUUUGACGCCAAGUUCAGAGCAGGUGCUUGUUGCCAAGCACGUAAUCCUCAAGCACAAACCAGACUUAGGUAGUAGUCCAGCUGCUACUUUAAAUGUCCAAUCUUUCGUGUUGGAAAAUACUCUGGCAGAAGAAAAAGGCGGCUCGGCACAACUGGUUAACGCAAUACAGGAUGGCAGGAGUAAAAAUGAUGAAAUCAACUCAUUUUUGAAGUCACGCGUUGGAGGCAUGCAAAAUGACGCAUUGUUCUGCAUCGGGAAAGCUAGGCUUAUUAGCGGAAUCCUUACUCUGGGAAAGAGGUUUUUUGAGAGAAAGCGGGUUUGACGCACUUUGAAUUUGAAUGAAAUAUUGAACCAACCACGCAACAGCUUUAACAUGAAAUCUUGCGGGCUAUAUAUAUGAAAUCAACACAUUUUUGAAGUCACAUGUUCGAGACAAAAUGACUCGUUGUUUUGCAUCAAGAAGCCUGGGCUUGUAAGCCUAAUCUUUUCACUGGGAAUGAUCAGGUUUGUUAAAAGGGAGAUGAUUUGGAUAUUAUGAACAUAGCCAACAUGAGGCAGUAUUUCUUGUUCUGGAAAUUCCUUGAGGAAAUUGGUGAUAACAAUGCCUGAUAUGACGGCUGGAGUAGAACAUUAGAAUUAUUGCAUUUAUGACAUCACAGAAAGGAUAUCUACCCAUUGAU
Lingula anatina is the source of this 1457-nucleotide messenger RNA. RefSeq lists its product as uncharacterized. The record is from RefSeq and is a predicted model, not a curated record. NCBI's taxonomy places the organism in Eukaryota, Metazoa, Brachiopoda, Lingulata, Lingulida, Lingulidae.